AGUCACUCUUUUUCAAGUCAAGCCAAUCUUUCUAUUAUUUACAGAGCGAACUCAUCCAUCUCCAAAAACCAGUAGUGUGUCUCUUCUCCCCCUUCUUACAUCUGCUUGGUUUUAGGGGCCUAUUUUUCGGAGAAACAAUUCCUACCCACUUAAGGAAUACGCACUGUUUCGUGCACGAAAACAUGUCGUCUUCAUCACCCACUGGUGGAGAGAGGCUGCGUUACGGUCAGUACCAUACAAAAAAGACCACCAACAUGUCACUGUUUUCUUGCUUUCUUUUUUUUUCACGAGAAGAGGCAAAAUUUUACCUUCAUUUCUUCCCCUUUGCAUUAUCAUGCUUUCCACUCGGUGACCCCUCCUGGCCGAUAUCGGAAUCGAUGACUGAAUACCUGUAAGAAAGAACGCGGAGCCAGCCGGAGAACCCCUUCGCGACGCUCAUUCCGGACCAGCAGAUAGCAAUCAUCCCAUCCUUCACUCUGGAGUCUGGUGUGACGCUUCGCAAUGUGCCCGUGGCGUACACAACCAGGGGCCAGCUGAACGCAGCCGGAGACAAUGCCAUGGUCAUAUGCCAUGCCCUGACAGGAAGCGCCGAUGUUGCCGACUGGUGGGGUCCGCUGUUGGGCGGCCCUGGUCGUGCCUUUGACACCUCGAGGUUCUUCAUCGUUUGUAUGAACAGUCUGGGAAGCCCAUAUGGCACGGCCAGCCCGGUUACGGCCAAGGAUGGUGACCCGAGCCUGGGCCAGUACGGCCCGGAAUUCCCCCUUACUACGAUUCGCGAUGACGUGAACUUGCACAAGAUGCUACUGGACGACCUUGGUGUCAAGCAAGUAGCCGCAGUCGUCGGUGGAUCUCUGGGAGGCAUGUUCGUUCUGGAGUGGGCUUACUUUGGAAAAGACUACGUUCGCUGCGUCGUCCCAAUAGCCACUUCUAGCCGUCAUAGUGCUUGGGGAAUCAGCUGGGGCGAGGCACAACGGCAGAGCAUUUACGCGGACCCCAAAUACAAUGACGGUUACUACCCUUUCUCGGAUCCUCCGUCUACCGGGCUCGGAGCCGCUCGUAUGUCGGCACUGCUGACUUACCGAAGCCGGAACUCCUUUGAGGCCCGUUUCGGUCGGAACAUCCCCGAUCCAUCCCGGCGCCAAACAAUAAGAGAACGGCCCCGACCCAGCACGCCAUCUGAGGCUCACUUCCACAUCCAUAACGACGGCCACAACAUAUCCCGGGAUGGCCUAUCCCGGCACAACAGCAAUGGCCAGGGGAGCAAGGCAGCGAAUACCGGCGCCAAUCCUACCGCCACCCCUGCCGUGGCGCAAGCGGCUGCCGAGGAGCGAUCAAUGGAUCCCCAGUUCCACGGCCCGGAAAAGAAGGAAAGUCUCACCGGUGGAGAUGCCGUACCGACCUCAACCUACUUCUCCGCGCAAUCAUACCUGCGAUACCAAGGCGAGAAGUUCGUCAAGCGUUUUGAUAGCAACUGCUACAUUGCUAUGACUCGAAAGCUCGACACGCACGACGUGUCGCGUAGCCGUGCCCCGUCGAUUGCCAAUGCGCUGGCCAUGAUUGAGCAGCCCACAUUAGUUCUGGGAAUCGAGAGCGACGGGCUCUUCACCUUUGCAGAGCAGGAGGAGAUAGCUGAGCACGUCCCCAACGCGCGACUAGAGAAGAUUGACAGCCCGGAGGGACACGACGCCUUUUUGCUGCAGUUCGAACAGGUCAAUCGCUACACCCUCGAGUUCUUGCGGGAAGUGCUUCCAGACAUCAUGGAGAAGGAUGGCGAUGGCAGCUCAGAGACAGUGGAGAGUUCGGUGGGACAGCUUACCAAGUCCAGCACCUUUGGCGAGGCGGAGGUCGAUGAUAUUACGGCUUGGUAGUUUGGUUAGAUACUUUCGGCUUCUGAUCAACUUGGCUGUGGCAUCAAUAUUAUCAGAUACUUUGGCCUUGGCACAUGCUUAGAUCUUUCUAUUCCCAUAACCAUUUCAGUUGCCGUCUUGACGCCUGUCGUACUUCACAUAUUUGCUAUACUAAUCCUGGGAUUUCGGGUGUGUUUGGCGUAUCUUCAACGGUCGUUCUUUAUACAAACCGAAAACAUGUCUCCAGGCUGGUCACUGAUCAUGCCUGAAAAGGAGCGCGAUAUCAUUAUCUCAUUUUGCCUUUUUUUUUCUCUUUCCUUUACGCAAGUGAGAUAAGAAGCACAUUCAGAAGCCGGAGGCAUCUUUCUCCUCGCUUGGAAGAACUUGCCAAACUUUGCAAUUGAUUCCUGGGCCAUUACCCGCGGUGGAGUCGUCCUUGCGCAGAUCACUAUGUUCCAAGUUGAGCUCGGUCCUAAAUAAUUAGUGCCCAGUCUCGAACUUCAUUGCCAGAUGACGAUCGUUCUGGAUCCAAUGAUGCAAUGAAGCGCUGGUUUGCAAAAGGAUUCUGUAUCUGAGGGAUAAAAGAACAUGGUUCAUCGCCUUCGGCUAACCAACUCCAAAGCCGCUUUUACAACGCAUUGAGGCGGCUACAUAUCAGCGGCACCGGGGAGCAACGUCGAUGAGAGAAAACUAGGUGUUGAAACAAAAAAAAAAAAAAACGAAAAAAAAAGCCUGAAAGCUAGCUUCAGUAACCCUGGCCUUCAGGGCUGGGCUGGGCUGGGCUGGUCUCGCUUAUUCUCUCCCGUCCUGGUUGUAUCGACUCGCUUGUGCCGGCAAGCAUCUCCGACAAGGCCGGCAGAACUUAGCUUUGAUUUUUGAUAAAGCGACACGUCAGGAAAAUGAUCGCGGAGCAUGGCGGCAGUACUCUGUGGGGAAACCCGGAGUCAAGAUCUAGGCGAGCUUGGCGAGGUGUUGAGAAAUGAAAGAAAAACAGCGAAAAAAGAGCAAAAAGAGCAAACAGUUCAUCCAAGGGGAGCGCUUUGCAGAUCCCAACGUCAAUCUUGAGAUGGUGUCGUAAUAUAAACGUUGUGCACUCUUUUUCUACCUGUCUUGUCAUCUCGCUCGCCCCCUACCCGGAAAGUCUAGAACUAGGAUAUGACCAGUCAGCUGCAGCGGGCAGCCGUCGUUUAAACAAGAAAACCAACAAGGCUCUUUUUCAUUGUUAUUCACUUAGCUAGCCCAUUCGACGCCGAUGUUUCUUUCUUGUCAUGCCCAUGACAGAAAUAAUUUUAAGGGUUGCAAGCCUCUUCUCCCCGCCUUAGCCAAGCAAACCGAUCGAGGCCUGGAUCGCCCGUCCACACAUCACUCACCCCCAAUCGUUUCAGCUCCCACCGAGAUGCAGCAAAAAGAAAUGUGGGCGGACCGACAUGGGCCGGAAUAGACGCGAUUGAUGGACAAAUUAGCAUAUAUAUAUUCGCCCAGGAGAGGGUUGGGGGUGCCAUGCAUGUUCUGCUCCCCGGGUAGCGGGUUGCUAAUUAUCCACAUCGACGUUGCAGUGCGGCACUUUGGGGGGGCGUGUUUGGGCGCGGAAGCUCAAAUAUUGUCAGGUAAUAUUCGAGACAGCCAUAUUUGUGGAGGCUCGGCAUUGAGGGGGCAAUUGGCACGGGAAGGCGACAGGAAGCGGGACCUGACUCUGUAUUUUGUUGGGGGGGGGGGGCAUAAAUCUCGGUUGCAAUAUGGAGAGCAGAUGGUGCAGUCGCACAACAUGUUGGAACUCCUGCAAGCCACCUGAUUCUGUCAUGGCGCUGAACAAACAAUGGAUAUUUCAUAUGAUUUUUAUUCUACUGAGUCCCCUUACCCUCCUUCUUCUCCUCCUCCCCACUAUCCAUCCUCGUCCUGCAUCUUCCCCAACGUCGAGCCAUCCACACCCACUUCGCUGGCCAGGCCAGGCCCGAGGCCCGCGACUACUGCCGCGGCGGCCCAUUCCCUCCGGUGUCACUCUAAGAAGCUUGCAACAUGAUAUGCCCUAUUCUGGAUCGCCCUGCAGGGGGCGGGGUCGAAAGAACUUCGGCCGAGAUCUCAUGCAGGUUCAAGGCCCCCUAAUUACUGUCAAUAUAUGCACCAUGUGGCGGUAUAUUGAGAUCCCUCCUUGGGGAGAUGCUGCACAGUCUUGGACGUCAUUUUUUGAGAGGAGGUUCCGAUUCAUGUUAUCGAUCCAAUCAUUUUUGUCUUGAAUGCCACAACCCAUGAUGAUCUUUACCAAUUUACCACCAAGAAGAUCUCGGUCUACCUGAAGAGUAACUACAUAGGUAUCGUCAGUAUUUUCUUCGGAGCUGAGAUGAGAAUGGUACGAAAGCCAAGUUGAC
This is a messenger RNA of Pyricularia oryzae 70-15, 4213 nucleotides long. Its product is annotated as homoserine O-acetyltransferase. The record is from RefSeq and is a predicted model, not a curated record. Gene Ontology annotation, molecular function: homoserine O-acetyltransferase activity. NCBI's taxonomy places the organism in Eukaryota, Fungi, Ascomycota, Sordariomycetes, Magnaporthales, Pyriculariaceae. The coding region runs from base 558 to 1868 and encodes 436 amino acids. Gene Ontology annotation, biological process: L-homoserine metabolic process. The transcript has 2 exons.